Molecule: messenger RNA, 1542 nt
Organism: Suricata suricatta (meerkat)
Lineage: Eukaryota; Metazoa; Chordata; Mammalia; Carnivora; Herpestidae
Gene: CREB3L4
Product: cAMP responsive element binding protein 3 like 4
Exons: 10
Coding region: 94-1275 (393 amino acids)
Biological process (GO): regulation of transcription by RNA polymerase II
Cellular component (GO): nucleus
Molecular function (GO): RNA polymerase II cis-regulatory region sequence-specific DNA binding; DNA-binding transcription factor activity, RNA polymerase II-specific
Source: RefSeq, a predicted model, not a curated record
GGGGGGGGGCUGGGCUCCUGGGAACAGGUAACACCGAGCUGGCCAUCCGUCUGAGCCAGACGUCAGGCCGGAGGCGAGAUCCCCGGUGACAGAAUGGAUUCCCGAAGCUCUGACCUGCUGGACGCGUGGCUGGAGUCCCCAGAUGUUUUUUCAGCAGGAACCUUCCCGGAGCUGGGACUGCACGGCCCACCUCCAGAGGCCCCGGGGACUAAGCUCCAAGAACAGGGGCUGCCAGGCUGGGAGCCCAGUGGGGGCCAUGGCUGUGGCCUUCGAGACAGUGAGCCCGAAGACUUCCUGAAGCUUCUCAUUGAUCCCAAUGAAGUGUACUGCUCAGAAGUCUCUGCUGGCAGCGACAGUGGCACCUCCCAGGACCCCGGCCAUCCAGACAGUCCUCCUGCCCUCCAAGCACCCAGUUCCCCUGCUCUCUACGAGGUUGUCUAUGAGGCAGGGGCCCUGGAGAGGGCGCAGGGGGAAGCUGGGCCAGCUGUAGGCUUCAUCUCUCUCCAGCUAGGCCAGUGGAGCCCACAACUUCUGGUGCCGGAUGCCUGCGUGGUCUGCGAGCUGCCCCUUGAUGCUCAUGUCGACACCCUGCCCAGGGCAGGCACUGCCACCCCAGUGCCUCCUGCGGCCCCGCUGCCGGGUCAGACCUUGUUCCUGACAGAUGAGGAGAAGCGUCUCCUGGGGCAGGAGGGGGUCUCCCUGCCCGCUCACCUGCCCCUCACCAAGGCAGAGGAGAGGGUCCUCAAGAAGGUCAGGAGGAAGAUCCGUAACAAGCAGUCGGCUCAGGACAGUCGGCAGCGGAAGAAAGAGUACAUCGACGGGCUAGAGAGCAGGGCCGCUGCCUGCUCUGCGCAGAACCAGGAACUGCAGAGAAAAGUCCAGGAGCUAGAGAGGCGCAACCUCUCGCUGGUUGCUCAGCUCCGGCAGCUGCAGCUGCUCGUGGCCCGGACCUCCAACAAAGCCGCCCAGACCAGCACUUGUGUUCUGAUCCUUCUUUUUUCCCUGGCUCUCAUCAUCCUGCCCAGUGUCAGCCCCUUUCGGCGUCUCCGGGAAGCUGGGCCUGAGGAUUACCAGCCUCACAGAGUAACUUCCAGAAAUAUCCUGACUCACAAGGACAUGUCAGAAAGUUUGGAGACCACAGCAGUAGAGUCCAGACUGGGGGGGCCACCGAAGGCCAAGGGUGCAAAUGGCUCAACAAGGACACUGUUUGAGAAGAUGGGAGGGAAGACAGGCCCCAGCGGGCACGCGGGAGCCGUCCUGCGUGCAGAGAUGUGAGCUGGAGAGCUUCCGCCCACAAUCAGGAAUCCAGAGUCCCUCCUGGCUCUGCUGCCCCCUGAGUUUCCCAUUCAGAGUUCCUUGGCCUCAGGGGUCUGAAUUCAUUCCUGGAUGUCCUAAAUGUCUGUCUGUACCCCGAGGCCCAGGCUAUGUGAGGAGGCAUUUCGGGUACUUGAUACAUCCACAACUUUAUUUCCUCUUUGGGGCUAAGGUUGAGGGGAAACCGAGGUUUUGGCUGAGAAAUAAACUUUUUUUGCUGAAACUGUA